UGAACUACGUUUGUCUUAAGGUGGUCAGUAAGAGAAUCAAUUGAUGCGGCGGUCUCAACUCUUACUUAAGGUUACUUCUGGUGAAUGAAAAAACAUCUUAUGCUGCUUAUAUGCUGAUAAUAGAAUGGCGGCUAUGUUUCCUUGAAAAACCAAAAAAAAAAGUGGUACUUAAGAGAUAUUUGUGUCCAAAUAUUAUCUGUUUCUACACAAUAGUACUCCCUAGUUAAUUUCUAAAACAAAAAUGGAGCUAAUUCACUGGUAUUUUCUUCUUGUUCUUCUGUUUGUCUUCAUUUUCUUUCGUCACAAGUGGUUCUUAAUCCCUUCAAACACUGAAAAGAGGUUAUUGUUACCACCAUCUCCAAGAAAGCUUCCAAUCAUUGGAAAUUUGCAUCAACUUGGAUCGCUUCCUCAUCGUUCUUUCCAUAAACUAUCUCAAAAAUAUGGUCCAGUCAUGCUACUUCACUUGGGCAGUAAGCCAGUGCUGGUGGCUUCCUCUGUCGAUGCUGCUCGUGAUAUCAUGAAAACUCAUGAUCUUGUAUGGUCAAACAGACCUAAAUCUAGCAUCGCUGAUGGGCUACUUUAUGGCUCCAAAGAUGUGGCCUAUGCUUCCUAUGGCGAAUACUGGAGACAAAUUAGAAGUGUUGGCGUGCUUCACCUUCUCAGCAACAAAAGAGUCCAAUCUUAUCGUCGUGUUAGAGAAGAAGAAACAUCGAAAAUGGUUGAAAACAUUAGACAAGUGUGUGAUUCUUCGAAUUCAGUGAUAAAUUUGAGAGAAGUUUUAUGUUGUAUGACUAAUAACAUAAUCAGCAGAGUGGCCAUAGGAAGGACAUACGAUGAAGCGGAAAGUGGAAUAGCUCUUAAGGCUCUCCUAGAAGAACUUCUUAUACUCUUAGGUACUUUCAACAUUGGGGAUUAUAUUCCAUGGCUUAAAUGGCUCAAUAAAUUUAAUGGUCUGGACGCAAGAGUGAAGAAAGUAGCUAAAGAUUUGGAUGUAUUUCUAGAGAGCGUGAUUGAAGAACGCAUGAUUACAAACAAGAAAGAAGAAUACAGAGCAGGUGAAGCUAAAGACUUCGUGGAUAUUUUGCUGGAAAUUCAGAAUGGAAAGGAAACUGGCUUUCCUCUUCCAAGAGAUUCAUUGAAAGCUACGCUUUUGGACUCGUUUAUUGCUGGCACAGAUUCAACAUAUACAACUUUGGAGUGGACAAUGACAGAGCUUUUGAGGCAUCCAAGAGUUAUGGCCAAAUUACAUGAUGAAGUGAGACAAUUAGGCCAAGGGAAAGCAGAGAUAACGGAGGAUGACUUAGGAAAUAUGCAGUAUCUGAAAGCAGUGAUCAAAGAGACUCUCAGAUUUCAUUCACCGGCUCCACUUCUAGUUCCUCGAGAAUCCAUGGAAGAUGUAAAAUUACUAGACUAUCACAUACCUGCUAAAACUCAAGUCUUUAUUAAUGCUUGGGCAAUCGGUAGAGACCCGUUAUCAUGGGAUGAUCCAGAGGAGUACCGACCAGAGAGGUUCUUAAAUAGUGAUAUUGAUGUCAAAGGACUAAACUUUGAGUUGAUUCCCUUUGGAGCUGGCAGAAGAGGCUGCCCAGGAAUUGUUUUUGCUAUUAUGGUGAAUGAGCUAGCACUAGCAAACCUUGUGCACAAGUUCAAUUUUGCAUUACCAAAAGGGAUAAAGGGGGAGGAUUUGGACAUGACUGAAUGCAAUGGGCUUGCUGUUCGUAGGAAAUUACCUUUGCUUGCGGUGGCUACUCCAUGGCCUAGUUAGCUACUUGCUAGUUAUUUAAUAGUUUCACGAUAUGAAAUUAGUGUCAUAUCUACUCCCUUUUUGGAUGCUUUGUAUAUCUCUUUUAUGUUGCAGAAUUUCUUGUUUCAACAUGUUUCGCAGAUAUAAUAUAAAAGAUGUGUUACUUCUUGGCCGCUAA
Messenger RNA from Capsicum annuum, 1922 nucleotides. Its product is annotated as cytochrome P450 71A4. The transcript has 2 exons. Bases 242 to 1765 code for a protein of 507 amino acids. The record is from RefSeq and is a predicted model, not a curated record. Lineage: Eukaryota; Viridiplantae; Streptophyta; Magnoliopsida; Solanales; Solanaceae. Gene Ontology annotation, molecular function: oxidoreductase activity, acting on paired donors, with incorporation or reduction of molecular oxygen; monooxygenase activity; heme binding.